UAAUCUGCUCUGAUUGGUAAAAACAAUUGUACGGCGCCAACUCCAUUUUUGGCGCCACAACACGAACUAAACUGUAAUAAAGGAAGUGAUACGAUGGACUUUGGUGGAGCUCCGACUGGUAAUGCGACGUCCCCGCGCGUCAACAAGAAGACCAUGGGCGCCUACGUGGGUCACACAGUCGCACUUGUUGGUGCUGUGGAGAGCCACUCGCCCACAGCCGUCGUACUGCGCACUUCUGACGGUGAGAUCGUGAAUGUGACGACGCAGCCGGGCACCGACUAUGGCAGCAAAGUGGUGGAGGUGAUAGGUCGCGUUGUGGAUAGCGAGACCAUCCAGGAGUUCAAGACGACGCUCUUCGGUGACAACUUCGACUUGGACGUGUACGACCAGUUCGUGCAACUCUCACAGUCCAAAUACAAGCAUUUGUUUGCGUAAUUCCCAUUCUUUGACGCCGUGAGUGGGAGGCAAUGAGGUGAAAAUCAAGAGGAAGACUAUAUAGAUUUGCAUGCAUGCUGGUUAUUCGUCUGCUGGUGACUCUGAAGUUUCUCUGGGAGGUUCUGCGUCGUUUUCUUUGACGCUUUCAUCAGAAGGCAUCGGUUUAGCUGUGAGCAGGAAUCCCUGGCUGAGCGGACGAAGAGCUUUGGGCGUCUGGACGUCGUUGAUCUCGCGCUGGACGAAGUGUAAGUGGUAAUACGGGGUGUAGAUGCACUUGUAGAGCUGAAAAUGUCGGUAGUACGAGUUCGCGACGUAGUCCACGAUAGUUGCGACUUCCUCGCGGCUGAAAAUCCCCACACUGCCAACAUGCCGACAUUUCGUUAGCUUUGUGCCAUAGCCAUAGCACAUAUCGCCGUUUCUUACCUCUUAGGUGAACGAUUGACGCUGUGCGUGAGCAGCAUAGCCUGGAAAAACUCAAAGCUACUCUUGAGGUCGGUCGUGCUGUCACUCGCGAAGUCACGCUUCAUGAGCGUCUGGCAGAUCCCGAGAAACACUGACGUUUGGUUGAGUUCGAAGUGUCUUUGCCUGCAGAACGUAUACGCCUCCAGUCGUUAAGGCGAACUAGCCACGUCCCUGGAUCAAAUCUAGAAUUAUACGCAACUCAUUGCAACGCUUUCUAAAGGAUAUGAGUAGUUGUGCAG
Messenger RNA from Phytophthora nicotianae INRA-310, 1136 nucleotides. RefSeq lists its product as hypothetical. Gene Ontology annotation, cellular component: DNA replication factor A complex; site of double-strand break; nucleus. The record is from RefSeq and is a predicted model, not a curated record. Gene Ontology annotation, molecular function: single-stranded DNA binding; damaged DNA binding. Bases 94 to 435 code for a protein of 113 amino acids. The transcript has 2 exons. Gene Ontology annotation, biological process: mismatch repair; nucleotide-excision repair; DNA replication. NCBI's taxonomy places the organism in Eukaryota, Oomycota, Peronosporomycetes, Peronosporales, Peronosporaceae.